Molecule: messenger RNA, 3263 nt
Organism: Salmo salar (Atlantic salmon)
Lineage: Eukaryota; Metazoa; Chordata; Actinopteri; Salmoniformes; Salmonidae
Source: RefSeq, a predicted model, not a curated record
AAACAACCUGCAGAAAAGAAAUAGUCGAGCGGCGACGGACUGGCUAGCUCGAGCCCGAGGAGGCAGUUCCUCAGCCCCGGGUAGCAAUUGGCUGCGCGUGCACACACUGCGACUCCCCUCUUCUCUCUCUGUCGAUCCAUUUCCUAUCACGCGUUCUGUAAAAUUGCCUACACGCACACACACACGCACGAUGUGGUUUGCGUGUGUAUGCGUACACCGGAACUCAAAGUCCGUCGGUGGCGUCGGCAAAUUUGAAGAUUAACGAGGUUAUCCUCCAUUCGACCCGCGGAGAGAUAGAGAGAGAGGACCAGAAAGCACAGACUGCUGCGCCGAUCUACUUGCGUGUCGAGGCGGAAAGGGAGCUUGGCUCUGGCCAGCUGCGUUGUUGGACUGGAUCGAAUUGGACUCAGUGAAGAGCAGUAGGACUAUAUAAAGCCGGGGGGGAAUAUGACCGAUAAACGGAUGUCGCGGUGGUAUUUCGGGGGGCUCGCCUCCUGCGGGGCUGCCUGUUGCACCCAUCCUCUGGACCUCAUCAAAGUCCACCUGCAGACCCAGCAGAAGGGGAAGAUGGGGAUGGUGAGCAUGGCCAUGCAGGUAGUGAAGAACGAUGGAGCUCUGGCUCUGUACAACGGACUCAGCGCAUCACUCUGCAGACAGAUGUCCUAUUCUCUAACUAGAUUUGCUAUUUAUGAGACAGUCAGAGACAUGUUGAGCAGCAGUAACCAGGGGCCCAUGCCUUUCUACCAGAAGGUGCUGCUGGGGGCCUUCGGAGGUUUUACUGGCGGGUUCAUUGGCACUCCUGCAGACAUGGUGAACGUCAGGAUGCAGAAUGAUGUUAAACUACCUCCAGAACUGAGGAGAAACUACAAACAUGCUGUGGACGGUCUGUUCAGGGUCUUCAGAGAAGAGGGGGUGAGGAAGUUGUUCUCAGGAGCCACCAUGGCCUCCAGCAGAGGAGCUCUGGUCACCGUGGGACAGUUGGCAUGUUAUGACCAGGCUAAACAGCUGGUGCUGUCUUCAGGCUUCAUGGGAGAUAACAUCCUCACACACUUCCUGUCCAGCUUCAUCGCUGGAGGCUGUGCUACGUUCCUGUGUCAGCCUCUAGAUGUGAUGAAGACCAGGUUGAUGAACUCUAAAGGAGAAUACUCAGGUGUGAUACACUGUCUGAGAGUGACGGCUAAAGAGGGACCCAUGGCCUUCUACAAGGGUCUUGUUCCUGCAGGGAUCCGUCUGAUUCCUCACACUGUGCUCACCUUCAUCUUCCUAGAGCAGCUCAAGAACAACUUCGGCAUCGUCGUCAUCUCCUGAGCACGCUCCGUGACCUACGACCUUUACCCACUAACCCCCCGUCUCCUGCCAACGCCAACCAAUCCCCUGUCACUGCCAAGGUGCCACACCCCCCCAUCGCCCUGCGCUGUCCAAUCACACAGAGAGGUGGAUGUAGGGAUGGAAUGUCUGCUAUGCUAUCCUACCCGGCCCUCUUUCACCUGCUCUGGAAAUCAACCAAUCACCAGUGGAAAAGACUACGAAGGAACUGCCUACACCUGCACCAUCCCAGCCUUGUCCACAGGAAGAGUUGUCAUAGCAACGCCAGUCAAACCCUGCUGUGACAUCAUCUUCAUGCGUCUGUCAUCAUCAAUAGUGCCAUUCUCAAUGGGGGCUGCGCCUCAAAUCACACGCUAUUCCCUAUGUAGCGCAUUACUUAUUACCCUUAAUCUGUGUAGGGGACAUAGUGUCACCUGAGUUCACUCCUUAGGCAGUGUUAAUGUGUUUAUACUGUAGCCUUCCACCAUCAUCAUCAUCAUCAUCAUGUAUGUAUCACCCAAAUCAGUUUCAUUCCACACCACACCAGUCCUCAUGUAGUACUAGCAGUGUACUAGUUAUAGUAGUAUGUAUUACUAGUUGUAGUAGUAUGUAUUACUAGCAGUGUACUAGUUGUAGUAGUAUGUAUUACUAGCGGUGUACUAGUUGUAGUAGUAGUGUGUAUUACUAACAGUGUAGUAGUAAGUAUUACUAUAAUGUAUUACUGGUGUGACUGUAGAUCACUAUAACAUUGUCGUUCUAACUGGAACUCCUCUACCAUCUCAGAUACUGUCACAUCGGGGCGUGACGGUGACAAAGGGCCCUGUUCCUGUUCAUAACACUGUAACAGCAGCAGGUAGCCUCGAGGUUAAGAGCGUUGGGCCAGUAACCCGAAAGGUUGCCGUGUCGAAUCUCCGAGCUGACUAGUUAAUACAUCUGUUGUUGAGCCCUCGAGCGAGGAAGACACUUAACAGUGGCAUUGGGUGACGGUCCUAUUCCUGCCUAUAAGGGAUGCUGCAUAACAGGUUAUAAUGCCAUAACACCAUGGCUAUAAAGCUAUCACAUGCUUACAGACAGAGGUACUAAACAGAAGUUGCCCCUAGGCACUGAUUCUGGGUCAGACGUUAGUUGAAUCCCCCUACCAGUUAAAGUUAUUAUUGGUGCUGGGUGAUCUGAUCCUAUAUCUGUGGUUAUGGACAACAGUAGAAAUUCCCUCUAAGGGCAAUGUGACCACGAGAUAUAACUGGACAGAGAUAAGAGACGUAUAGUGAAUAGGUUGUACACUACCUUUGACCAGGCCCCAUAGGGCCCUAUAGGAGAUCAUUUAGAGAUACUGUGAGUUAGAGAGAGAUACUGUUUACUGGGACCUGGAUGAAACUGCUGGCUUUAAGGCACUUUAUUAAACACACACACACACCUACAGGUAACUUUAGGCAGUUGUCUGUAUGUAAUAGGGUCAUUUGGGGGGACACCCACCGUGAGUUCCAGUGAGUCAGGAUGCCUUUUCCCCUGUAGCCUCCAGGGGGCAGCAUGGUACUGUGUGUGUUUGGGAGACUGGUCAUUAUGAAUGAGUGACUGAUUAUUAACAGACAGGUAUGUCUCCGUGUGAAUGAGAGAGGAUUCAUUCAUAAAUGCUACUGUGAGAUUGUGUUUCAGUUAAUUGUUUGACUGUAUUUGAUAGGCCAUUAUCAAAGAGUGGUGUUGGGAACCACCCCUUGUACACACACACACACACACACAAUCUCUAGGAAUGGAAAUGAGAUUGUAGAUUUUUUUUUUACAUUUUAGUCAUUUAGCAGACGCUCUUAUCCAGAGCGACUUACAGUAGUGAAUGCAUACAUUUCAUUUCAUGCAUUUGUUUUUGUACUGAACCCAGCUCUGUGCGGCUGUACAUGUAUGGGUCUGUAUUUUGUAGAUUGUUUUUUUAAUUAAAAUACUAAUAAAUAAUAACUGUCACUCUC